CAUUUGCAACUGUCAGGUGUUGUGAUGCCAGGAUGCAGUCUAUAGCCUAUAGACAUACAUUCCACUUAUGUUAAUUCUUUUUAAAGCCAAGGAGGCGUCCACCUAAUACCCGCGUGGAGGCGAGUCUUGUUAAUGACUGACGUGUGUGGUGGUAGACAAUUUUCUCAUAGUACAGGACAGAGUCCAAAUUGCAUUUGUUCAAAUCUACUAGAGGUCAGCGCCAGACAACCGAACACAACUCUACUCACGCUUGCCUCACGGGAUAACCUGGAGAAAGUGCCUUGCACUCUGGAAGCCUGAAAUCACAGCCACUUAUCUCCUGCCAAGGUGUACUGUUCUACCAUCAUUUUAGUCAAGUGUUUCGAGGUGAUGUCGUCCUCGGAGGUAGAGUGCGGUCCCAGUUUUCCGGAGUUGAUACGACGCAAGCGGGAUGGUGGACAGCUCUCCAAGCAGGAGAUUGGUGCUUUCAUGCGCGGGAUCACGUCUGGGAGCAUCCAGGAGGGUCAAAUAGGCGCUAUGUUGAUGGCGAUUUGGCAGAAAGGUAUGGUGGCCGAGGAGACCGUGGCCUUGACUCAAGAGAUGAUGCACUCUGGCGAAGUUCUGCAAUGGCCAAAGGCCUGGGAUGGGCUUGUGGUUGAUAAGCACUCUACCGGUGGUGUUGGUGACAAGAUCAGCCUGUCUCUUGCGCCAGCACUGGCGGCCUGUGGUGUCAAGGUGCCUAUGAUAAGCGGACGAGGGCUUGCACAUACUGGGGGAACUCUAGAUAAACUGGAGUCCAUUCCUGGAUUCACAGUCACCCAGCCAGUGGAGAAGAUUCGUCAGAUCUUGGAGGAUGUUGGCUGUUGCAUUGUGGGUCAGACUGAAACUCUUGUGCCUGCUGACCGAGUUAUGUAUGCGCUCAGAGACGCCACAUCCACUGUGGACAGUCUGCCACUCAUCACAGGAUCUAUCCUAUCUAAGAAGGGGGCAGAAGGUCUGAAUGCAUUAGUGUUGGACGUGAAGUUUGGCAAAGCAGCUCUGUAUAAGGACUUGGACAGUGCCCGUGGUCUUGCACAGUCAAUGGUAACUGUAGGCAACGGCAUGGGCAUACGAACAGGGGCGGUGCUUAGCCGUAUGGAUGCACCGAUUGGUCGAAUGGUGGGAAACACCUUGGAAGUGUGUGAGGCACUAGAGUGCUUAAAGGGACAGGGACCUGACGACCUGGAAGAGCUGGUCAAAUCUUUGGGUGGGUACCUGCUAUGGAUGAGUGGGCGCACCGCCUCCUUGGAGCAAGGACAGGAAGCACUGGCCAAGGUCCUUCAUAACGGGGCGGCCUUGCAGAAAUUCGAGGCCAUGCUACAGGCCCAGGGGGUGUCCGCAGAUAUCGCCCGAUCCCUCUGCUCCUCUCAGUGUGACUACUUCCUCCAUCUGAAACCAGCUGAACACAAGACAGAGCUGACAGCACAGAGUGAUGGUACCGUUGUCGACAUUGAUGGCAUGGUACUGGCUCAAGUGCUCCAUGCAUUAGGGGCAGGGCGCACAAAGGCUGGAGAACCCAUCAAUCACAGUGUGGGGGCCGAGCUUCUGGUUAUCCUGGGGCAGAAGGUUAAAAAAGGAGAACCUUGGCUCCGGAUCCACUACGAUUCGCCCGCACCGAAUGCAAAGCAACACUCUGACCUGCAGGCUGCCUUGCUAGUUGGCAAGGCUGACAGUUACCUUGCCAGCCCCCGGGUGGCCGAGUUUAUUCUGCCUCCUAAAAUGUAGCACCUUACCCUUCCCCAUGGAAUUGAUGUGGGACAGAAGCACACAACAAGGCCUCUAUAAUUCGAGACCGCUGUUUUUAUACUUUUUUUUUUAAAUAUUACAAAAUGUUUUCCUGUUCACAAACCCCAUUCAUUUGAACAGCUCUUCCUCUGACACAUAAGGAUGUUCACACGUGAACACACAAAUGGACAGUGGAACCCGUAGCCAGUUGCCAUGGUAACGCAGAGAGACAUCUUCUAGACGUUGCGAUGAAAGUGCCUUGGCAUUCUCUGAAGUGGUUGUCAAAGGCGGGUAUAAGAAAAGAACAUGUUGUCUUAAAUGUAUUGAUGAAAUAAAUAAGCUCAAAGUUCACCUUGA
Molecule: messenger RNA, 2100 nt
Organism: Clupea harengus (Atlantic herring)
Lineage: Eukaryota; Metazoa; Chordata; Actinopteri; Clupeiformes; Clupeidae
Gene: tymp
Product: thymidine phosphorylase
Biological process (GO): pyrimidine nucleobase metabolic process; pyrimidine nucleoside metabolic process
Cellular component (GO): cytosol
Molecular function (GO): 1,4-alpha-oligoglucan phosphorylase activity; pyrimidine-nucleoside phosphorylase activity
Source: RefSeq, a predicted model, not a curated record